ACGUACAGAGGUAGCUUAGCCAGCAUCCGGUGAUUCGGGCACCGGAGCACAAAAACGAGAAGUCGGCCGGUUUAACAGCAUUAAGACACGAACUGAGAGCUGGACUCGGACUACAGGAGGCUCAACAUCAACCCGAACCGACUCUUUAUCUGUAACUGAGCUCAGCGAGCUAAUUAUCCACCUAAUUAAGCGCAGAGACCGCUAGCUGUUACAGAUAGCUAAGCUCGCGGUUUCCCUUUAAACCUGGAGAAGCGGCAGCAGCUGGGCAACAACACCGAGCUGUCAGCGAGCAGAACAGCCAGAAAAGAGCAGGGAAAUUGGUUAAAUUCGUUCAAUAUGGGGCGUGCUUUUUUGUUGAGUAGUUUGUCGUGGUUGUCGUCGCGUGAAUUGGCUUGAAUGGUUGAAUGGAAAGCGAGAAAGAGACGUUGAAUUUGUUCUAAGAACUGCUUGUGCUGGCUCGGUGGCAGCUGUUUGGAUAGAUAUAACUAGCUAGGUAACGUUAGCUUUUUAAAAUGCUGAUUUUUACCUCUUUAUAAGGUAGUUUUCAGACGGAAAUAGCUUUAAGUUAACUUAUAGUCUAGCUGUGUUUAUAACCUAGUUAUCUUAAUGUGAAUGUGUUAAAAACAAACAACCAAAGACAGCUGUGCCCUCCUUUCUUUACAUGCCUUUUUUGUAAAAGCUACGUGGAGGUUUGUGGCUUCUUGGUGAGUUUGUGUACUUUGUGUACUUUGUGGUAUGCCAACGUGUCAGGUGUGUACAGUAGUUCUAUCCAGGUCUGGGAACUUAAGAUGAAGGAAGGUGUGGUUUAAUAAGCUGGUGAAGGAGGAAUAAAAGGAUAAUUUAAAAGAAAAGGGCCUUAAGUUUUUGUGAAGCUCCAUGUUUUUCUGAUUUACCUUCAUUUUGUUACAUUUAAAGCAAAGGAAUUGUCAAAAGGCUGCUUAGAAGACCCUUAUCCUGGAGUACUUGGAGUUCUCUCCAGCAUGGACCACUGACAGGUGAACAAGGGAGUGUUGGACUGUUGAGAACCAGAACAUCUGUGGUGCUGAAUCUUCUAAAUCUUGAUUAAGUAUGUUCUGUAGAUCAGUACCAUAGUGCAUUCAUUCCUAAGACAAAAAAAAAACGUGAACUUCAGAGCUGCUGGAUGAGAUGGCUUGCUGAGUAGAGGCAUGUCAUGUUAGAGGCUGUUUGGUUCGACACCACCUUCUAUAAGAGUUUUGUGAAGAUUGUGGGGGCUUUUUCCAGCCAUGAUGGUGCCCACCUUCGUUCUGCUGCUGCUCCUGGGCUUCUCUGUCCGGAUCUCCAAAACCAUGACCCGAGACGAGAAGCACAGGUUAAGGAAUCAAGUGGUUGAGAUGUUUGACCACGCUUAUCAGAAUUACAUGGACCAUGCCUACCCAGCGGAUGAGCUGAUGCCUUUGACGUGUCGAGGACGAGUACGGGGGUUGGAGCCCAGCAGAGGAGACGUUGAUGAUGCCCUGGGGAAAUUCUCUCUCACCCUUAUCGACACACUGGACACUCUGGUGCUGCUGAAUAAGACGGAGGAAUUUGAGGAAGCUGUGAAAAGGGUGCUGAAGGAUGUUCGUCUGGACAACGAUAUCGUUGUGUCCGUCUUCGAGACCAACAUUCGUGUGUUAGGAGGGCUGCUGGGCGGUCACUCCAUGGCGGUGAUGCUGAAGGAGAGGGGGGAGCGCAUGCUCUGGUAUCAGGAUGAGCUUCUGAACAUGGCCAAAGACCUGGGGAUCAGACUGCUGCCUGCCUUCAACACCAGCAGUGGCCUGCCCUAUCCCAGAGUGAACCUGCGCCAUGGAGUUCAGGGCCCUGAGACUCGAACAGGCACUGAGACGGACACCUGUACAGCCUGUGCAGGAACCAUCAUACUUGAGUUUGCUGCUCUGAGUCGCUUCACGGGGGACCCCAUAUUUGAGGCUCAUGCGAGGAGAGCUCUGGAUUUCCUGUGGGAGAAGAGGCAGAGAAACAGCAACCUAGUGGGAACAACCAUCAACAUUCACUCUGGAGAGUGGGUCCGCAGGGAUAGUGGUGUCGGAGCGGGGAUUGACUCUUACUAUGAGUAUCUUCUGAAGGCUUACGUUCUUUUGGGAGACGACCAGUUUCUUCAGCGCUUCAAUGUUCACUAUGCGUCCAUAAUGAAGUACAUCAGCCAGCCUCCUCUACUGCUGGACGUUCACAUCCACAAGCCUCUGCUCCCGGCUCGAACUUGGAUGGACUCUCUGCUCGCUUUCUUCCCCGGCCUGCAGGUGCUGAAAGGGGAUAUCCGGCCAGCCAUAGAAACCCAUGAAAUGCUUUAUCAGGUUACCAAGAAACACAACUUCCUUCCUGAGGCAUUCACUACAGAUUUCAGGGUACACUGGGCACAGCAUCCCCUGAGACCAGAGUUUGCUGAGAGCACCUACUUCCUUUAUAAGGCUACGAGGGACCCGUAUUACCUGGAGGUGGGACGGACUGUUCUGGAGAACUUGAACCGAUUCGCCCGCGUUCCCUGUGGCUUUGCAGCCAUGAAGGACGUCCGAACAGGAAGCCAUGAGGACCGCAUGGACUCGUUUUUCCUGGCGGAGAUGUUUAAGUACCUGUUCCUGCUGUUUGCUGAGGAGGAUGAUUUGCCCUUUGAUGUGGAGGAUUAUGUCUUCACCACUGAAGCUCACCUGCUCCCCCUCUCACUUUCCACGGCCCUGCGCUCACACGGACCCCCUGCAGCCAACUCCACAAUACUUCCUCCUGCCUUUCAGAAACAGGCAUUGGAGGAGCUGGAUGACUCGAACUUUGAGUGGACAUGUCCUAACACCCGCCUUCUUUUCGCUGACCCCGCCUACCCGCAGAACUUCCGAGAACCAAUCAGAAGUGCAGUGGAUAAGAGUUGUCCUCGCCCAAACCUCCCUCGUGAGCCGGGAAUGGGUCGUGCGCCGCUGAGAGCUCAGGACUUCAUGGCUAAUAACCCAGAGCACUUGGAGCUCCUCAGGAGAAUGGGGGUCAGUCUGAUCCAUUUGAAGGACGGCAGAGUACAACUUGUGCAGCACGCUAACCAAGCAGCGAGUGCAGUAGCUGCUGAGGACGGGAUGCGCUUCAUGCAGGAGAUGAUGGAGUUGUCCAGCCAGCAGCAGAAGGAGCAGCUUCCUCCUCGUGCUGUGCAGAUCAUAUCACACCCCUUCUUUGGCAGAGUGGUACUGACCGCUGGUCCUGCACAGUUCGGGAUGGACCUUUCUAAGAGCAGCUUGGGGGUGCGGGGGUUUGUGACCGUGGCUGAACCUUACGCUGGCUGCUCAGAGCUGAGUAAUGCUGAGUUCGUGGCUGGCCGGAUUGCUCUGCUGCAGAGAGGACAGUGCAUGUUUGCUGAGAAGGCCAGAAACAUUCAAAAGGCUGGAGCCAUUGGAGGAAUCGUCAUAGAUGACAACGAGGGCAGCAGCAGCGACACGGCACCGCUCUUCCAGAUGGCGGGAGAUGGCCGAAGCACCGACGACGUCACUCUGCCCCUCCUCUUCCUGUUCCACAAGGAAGGGAACAUCCUGCUGGAGGCGCUGAAGGAGCACAGGGAGGUGGAGGUGCUGCUGAGUGAGAAAGCACGAGACAGAGAAGCCAUAUUUAAAGGGAAAGCCCUGCCGGGCGCCCUGUUGGAUGGCAGUGGAGAUGAAACGGAAGACGAGGACUGCUGCACAGAGGACCACAGUAGCCCCACCCCCAGUAUCUCCGCGAGCCCUGACCACCAAUCACAGUUCACCACUCACGAACAAGAGAUUUUGGGGGAGGAGUCUGAGAAGCCAGAGGCGGAGCCGAGCAGUGACCCAGCUGCUGGGACGGCGGAGGAGCAGCCUGCAGAGGAUGAAGACUCGAGCAGCCAGUCAGUAGACUCUUUAAUGGCUGAUUGGCAGGAGGACCUGGAGGCGUUUAAGCAGAUGGAGAAGGAUGAGCUUUGACCUCUUCUUAUGACCUUUGGUUUCCAGUGGUAGGUCAUAAGAGUACUGCAACACAGCCAUAAACUAGAGACUGACUGAGUGAAGUAAGCUGGAGAGCAUCAGCUCGGACACUUCCAGGUGUUUUCAGACACUUUCUGACAGUUUCAGACACUUUCAGACACUUUCAGACACACCUGAUUGCGAGCUCUGCUUCUUCGUCCCUGAGUAGAGUUCAAAGUACCUGUGUGUCUCAUUCUCAGGUGCUUCUCCCAGAGCAUGGCUUUAAUGCUCACCUGUGCAAACUCCUCCCAUACCUGGACCUGUUGCGUCACCAAGCAAACUGAAGAUGGGGGCCAAACUUGCUCAUCCUUUCUUUCGUCAUCUCUUUAUACGUCUUCCUUCUUCAUUUCAAUCAAAUCAGAGAUCAUUAAAAAUGGGUUUAAGGUAUGAUUGUGGUUUUAUAAGUGAUUCUCCGGCUGAAUCGUUUGAUCUGUGGUCAUGUGAUCAGCAUUCUUACGCAAUAGGACUAAUAGGCCUAUUAAUUUAAUUUCUCGGCAGAGUUUACAGGAUCAUUGGCCUCUUUUCCACUGCAGAGCUGACCAGUAAAAAAUGGCUUUUUUACUCGGGAACAGUUUGGUUACGGAAAACUUACAACCGGGCUGAGCUUGGUUUUCUUAGCUUGGUUGUCUUAGCACACUUGAACUGUCUAACCACAAAACUGGGCGGGCUUAGUGAUAUAGAGGUCUGCUGAUUGGCUAGCCAGUAUCCUAAAGCAGGGAACCUCCUAAAAUCUAAAAGGGUUGAUUAAAAAAAAAAAAAAAGCUGUAGCUGUGUUCCAAAGCCUGGGCUGCAAUAGAGUUUGGGCAGGUCUUUGGUACAGUUGACCCUGACCUUUUAUAAACAGAAUUAUGAUUAUAAAAACUAGCAUUUUUAUCUAAACUUUUUUUUUUUUUUUUUUUUUUGUCAUUUUGCCCAAUUUUCAUCAUGCGUUUUAUUUCUGUAUUGCAUUAUACAUUAACAAAAAUUAUGGGGGUGUAACCUAUUCCAAUCAGGCCAGGAAGGAUUGCUUCUCCUUUUUGCACCAUCAUUAUGUAGUGGCCACAAAAUGCAGCCCAGGCAUUCAGACACAGACAGGUAGCGAUGUGAGAUUAGGUUUUUUGUUUGUUUUUUUGCCUUAAACUGAUUUUUUUAAUAUCUGUGUGGACAUAUCAAAUCCAAACUUCUCAAAUUUGAGAAGAUUCGAGACACUUUUUCAUACUUGGUCCUAAAUUGGGCGUAUAUCUAAUUUGUGGGCAUGUGAACAGUCAGAUGAGAUUUUAAGCAAGGCAUCUUUUUUGCUGGACAUGUGAACUGGCACCAUGCGUUCAUGUACUGUAUCAGAGUGUGCGCCUGCAUGGUGUUUAAGAAACUGAUGUAUUCAGUUUGCUUACAUUAAUUCAUAAAUUCAUGAACAGGCAAGAUGACCAAAUCUGAUCUGAGCUAAAAAAUCAGAACCAAUCAAUUAAAAAGCCUUGUAAUUUGUUUGUAGUAUGUUUGUAUAUAGUAGACAGCGUGCUAAUGCUGUAGUAGUGAUGUGGAACAUGGCCGUUUAGUGUGUGGUGCAGUGGAUAACAUCACCGCCUGGUUCAGUUCCAGGUCUGGGUGAGUGAAUGCUGUGCUACGCUAAUAUGAGUCCCUGGGCAAGACUCCUAACACUACAUUGACUCAGUCAUAGUCUGUAAUAGGAAUUACCUUGUUGUUGUGAGUCGCUCUGGAUAAGAGCAUCAGCUAAGCUAUUAGCGGUUAGCAUGCUAACUAAACUUGCUAACUGUUUGAAAUCAAAGCAACUGUCGAUUAUGUCAAUAUGAUGGAUGCAGUAGAAAAGAGGCCAUUGUUUUUUAAUUUCUUUAACAGCAGGAUUGAUUGCUUACGUACGUGAAAAAAUGGGCCAUUAGGACUUUGCAGAAUCAGUUGACUGUAUAUAUGUAUGUAUGUUGGUUUGUAUGUAUGAGUGUCUGUCUGUCAUUUCUGGAAUAACGUGAGAAUCAAUCUCUCUUUGUGUGCCUCAGUAUCUGAGUAUCGCUUGGUUUUGCCUCUUUUCUUAUCUUAUCAUGUCAAACUGCCGCAACACUCCACACACCACCUGACCACAAGUGUGAGGUGAGUGCAGAAAGUGAGAAAGUGUUUGGAGACAUUAGGCUCUAAAUGUCCUCUGUGGUGGACCUUUCUACUGUAAAAAAAAUAAUAAUAAAAUAAUAAUAAUAAUAAUAAAACAUGCAUUAUUCAUGCAUUUUGAAUACUAAUACUAAAGCAAAUUAGCAAAGUGCUUUCUGUUCUUUUUUCCAUUUUUUUCUCAUCAAAAAUGUAAAGUUGGAUUAUAAAGCUCUAUAAUUUAAUUUAGUUUACUUGUUUAAUAAUCUGGCCACAGCAAUUAAUUCAUCAAGGGUCCAAAACUACCUUGUAAGCUCUGUACUGUCCACCAGAUGGCGCUAUUGUGCUAUUAUUAUUAUUUUUUUUUUAUCAUCACAGCUGCCCAUAGGACUUGCUGACUGAACUUGACCGGGAUGCAGGAAGCAAAUAAUGUUAUAAACUGGAAAAUAAACCUCUUGAAGACACUUGAUGCAUUUUGUUAA
This is a messenger RNA of Astyanax mexicanus (Mexican tetra), 6517 nucleotides long. It is a transcript of the gene edem3, whose product is annotated as ER degradation enhancer, mannosidase alpha-like 3. The record is from RefSeq and is a predicted model, not a curated record. NCBI's taxonomy places the organism in Eukaryota, Metazoa, Chordata, Actinopteri, Characiformes, Acestrorhamphidae. Gene Ontology annotation, biological process: carbohydrate metabolic process; mannose trimming involved in glycoprotein ERAD pathway; endoplasmic reticulum mannose trimming. The coding region runs from base 1245 to 3926 and encodes 893 amino acids. Gene Ontology annotation, molecular function: mannosyl-oligosaccharide 1,2-alpha-mannosidase activity; calcium ion binding. The transcript has 21 exons. Gene Ontology annotation, cellular component: membrane; endoplasmic reticulum.